Molecule: messenger RNA, 743 nt
Organism: Labeo rohita (rohu)
Lineage: Eukaryota; Metazoa; Chordata; Actinopteri; Cypriniformes; Cyprinidae
Gene: faub
Product: FAU ubiquitin like and ribosomal protein S30 fusion b
Biological process (GO): translation
Cellular component (GO): cytosolic small ribosomal subunit; ribosome
Molecular function (GO): structural constituent of ribosome; protein binding
Source: RefSeq, a predicted model, not a curated record
CUUUCUAGAAUCGCGUAAACAUUUCGUCGGACUUGUCGUUGAUGUCUUGUGUUUGGAGUUCAAACUUAUCAGUAGCUAUUUAGACUGAACAUCAUGCAGUUGUUUGUUCGUGGCCAGACUUUGCACUCAGUUCAUCUGAAUGGCUCAGAGACUGUUGCCCAUAUCAAGGCUCAGAUUGAAGCUUUGGAGGGUCUGGCCUGUGAUGAUCAGAUCAUUUCUCUCUGCGGGGUUCCUCUGGAGGAUGAGACACUGAUUUGUCAGUCUGGGAUUGAGGAGUUCAACACUCUUGAGGUCUCAUCAAGGCUUCUAGGAGGCAAAGUCCAUGGUUCCCUGGCUAGAGCAGGCAAAGUCAGAGGACAAACUCCCAAGGUGGACAAGCAGGAAAAGAAAAAGAAAAAGACCGGCAGGGCAAAGAGAAGAAUUCAGUACAACCGGCGCUUUGUCAACUUUGUCCCAACAUUUGAAAAGAAAGGACCAAAUGCCAACUCAUAAUUUGCUCUUCAAAAUAACUGUCAAUGUUCACUUCAUUCCUGAACAACUCACUUUGGCUGACAUUACUAAUGGGAAACAAAAUGUGUAAUAAAAAAAAGUCAGCUGAUUCAUAAAAACUAAUUUUGGGCACUUUAUAUGCUACAUUUGUAAACUGAUUUGUAAAGUAUGUAAUAUAUAAUAAAACUGAAUCACUUUGAUGAAAGAAAAAGCUUUUGUAAAUUGCAAAUAAAAACAUUUAAUUAAACACUGAA